AAAUAUAAUGCCGACUAUGAUUUGUCGGCGAAGGAGGGAGCAGACAGCCUGGCCUUCAUCUCUCUGCUGGAGGAGAAACUCAAACCUGCCCUGAUCUACACCUUCUGGGUGGAGCCGAAGAACUACGUGGACGUGACUCGCCGCUGGUACGCGGAGCACCUUCCGUUCCCGCUGAACUUCUUCCUGCCCGGGCGCAUGCAGCGGCGCCGGCUGGAGACGCUGCAGCUGCUGCGAGGAGACCAGAGCCUGGAGGCCGGGGACGAGCUGGAGAAGGAGUUGUACCGGGACGCUGCUGAGUGUAUGAACCUGCUGUCCCAACGCCUCGGCUCACAGAAGUUCUUCUUCGGAGACUCGCCUUCCUCUCUAGACGCCUACGUCUUCGGUCACUUGGCUCCCGUCCUGAAGUCCAAACUGCCCAACGGGAAACUUCAGCAGCAUCUCAAGUCUCUGGACAACCUGAGCAACUUCUGCAGCAACGUGCUGCUGCUCUACUUCCCCCGAGACGGCCGAGAGAGCGGCGCCGGUCCGAAGGCGUCCUCGGCGCCGGCGCCCGACGCCGGAGACUUCGACCACGUGCCCAACAAGCGCCGGAGCGCUGCUGUCCGCGCUGGCGGCGCUGGGCGCCAUGCUGGGCCCCUGCUGACCGGCAUCGUGUCCGUCCAGCACGUCCAGCGGGACGCCCUGGAGGCGCCGCCGCCGCUGCUGGACCGCCAGACCCUCGGUAACCAUGACGACGACGACGAGGACGGGGACGGCUGACCGGACGCGGCGUCCAAAACCCCAAACAGAUGCAUCAUGGGACUUUAUGGGUGGAAGGAAAGAUGUUUAAGGAAAUAAUGAGUUCUGUGGUACAGAGCCAGGAGAUAUUAGAGUUUACUGUUGGUGCUUUCACACUGUUAAUAUUAAUUAAUAUUAAUAUUCAUUAAUAUUAAUAUUUAUUAAUAUUAAUACAUCCAGAUUUAAUACAUAAUCACCAAUAAUAUGAUAUAAUCACUAACUGGCAACUUGGUGACAAAAGGCUACUGACAUAACAGCUGGUAAGUUCAGAAAAUUACACACAGAGACACACACAGACAGAGAGACACACACACAGACAAGACAGAGACACACACACAGA
Messenger RNA from Perca fluviatilis (European perch), 1117 nucleotides. RefSeq names its product metaxin-1-like. Gene Ontology annotation, biological process: mitochondrion organization. The record is from RefSeq and is a predicted model, not a curated record. Gene Ontology annotation, cellular component: SAM complex. NCBI's taxonomy places the organism in Eukaryota, Metazoa, Chordata, Actinopteri, Perciformes, Percidae.